AUGCAGAAAUCAAAUGAUGAUUGUUAUUAUUUUCUAACAUCAUCCUGUGCAAAAGGUUCGACAUGCAGUUAUAGACAUAAUUCCACAGUUUUAACAUGUAAUGCUAUGUGUCCAGCUUGGUUACGUGGAAGUUGCAUAGAUUCAGCUUGUCAACUUCGUCAUAGUCCUAUUCAAAGUCCAGCGGUAAAUACUGCAAAAUCAUGUUAUUAUGAAAAUACACAUAUGGGUUGUCUCAAACUUGAUUGUACAUUUGCACAUAUACGUCAUCGUCCAACAUCAAGAAACUCUUCAGCUAUUCGGUCUUCAUCGACAAAUCUUGUUAAUAAAGACGUUAUUAAAUCAACAACUAGCGCAAAUCUUCCUUCAAGUCCUACUAAUAUACCUACAAUAGCAGCAGUAGCAUCAACCAAUGGUUCAAUACCUAGUUCACAAAUAGAUUCAUCUCAAAGUUCAAUACCGAAAGUUGAAGUUCUACUGCAAUCCGAAACACCUACAACACCUAUUUCAAAUGAAACUACGCCAUGCCGCACAGCAAUUUCAACAGAAAAUGAACAGAUAGAAAUUUCAAGUCGUAAUGUUGUAACAAAUUCUUCAGAAGAGACAAAAUCUACUACAACGCAAUCACGAGUUGUUGGUAAUCGAAAUGUUGUUAUAGCUGACUCUUCAAAUCGAAAAAUAGUACAAGCAACAACAAAUCGAGUUGUGGUUUCAUCUGAUGCAAUCAAUGCGUCAAAGAGAAUAAUAAAUAAUAAUGAUAGUGAUAGUGAUCGUGAUCUAGACGAUCUUAUUCAAGAAGACAACAAUAAUAUGAAAAAAUUGAAUUCUGUGAUUGAUAUUUCAUUUCCAUGUGCAGCUCCAUCAAUUACUAAUCGUUUUUUAACGUCUAAUACACCAAUAACUCCAACGAAUGAUACAAAACCAAUUCGAUUGAACCGUGAUCGUUUGCCUGCAGCUAAAAUUACAAUAUCAAAUUCAUCAAGUUCAACAUCAACAAACGGAGAAAAAACAUCUGCGGGAACAGAACUAACACAAGAUGAUGAACGUCGAACAAGCCGUAUUGAACGUUUCAAGAACAAAUCAAGUCCAUCACCUCGAUCUUUAAUUAAUACACCAUCAUCCAUAUCAGCACGUAAUGUUGUCACAGUAUCAACCAAUGAACGUAAACGUCAAAUGCCAGAAUCAUCAGUCAAUGAUGAUCCACCAUUAAAACGUCGUUCGGGUCAACAAGAAAAUAAUAAUAAUAAUAAUAAUAAUAAACAUCAUCAUCACCAUAAUACAGCAACUAUAGAUGAUUUAUGCCUACAACCAUCAAAUCCUCGUCGAAAAUCUGAUCGUCAUCGACGGCGAUCAUCAUCAUCAUCUUCAUCGGGAUCCUCCUCCUCCUCAUCAUCAUCACCAUCGCAAAGAAAAUCUCCUCCACGUGUUAAUUACUCAACAAAACUAUCGAUGGAUGAUUCCGCUUGGAAAAGACAAGUUGAUGAAUUUCUUGCUAAAACUACUCAACCAAAACCUUUUGUACCUUCAAUUCCAAGUUCAUUUCAACCGGUGCCACUUCUCUCUCUACGUCCACGUUUUAUACCACCACUACUUUCACUGCAUAGACCAACAACUCCUCGUUAUUCAUCAAUUCCACAACGACCUCGACAGACACCAAAAGUUUCUAUACAACGUCCGCCACCACCCGCAGUCAAUAAUUUACCUCCAGUUUUAUCAAAACCAGUCGAACCAACUCCGGUCAAUAAGACAUCUCCGAUUCAACCAUCAACGAUUCUUAACGAUGAAGAUGAAAAUAAAUUACUUGAACUUGAUGAACCUACUGAUGUUGUUGAUACGUUUGCGUUUAUAGAUGAAGCAUUAUUUGAAACAGAUGACCUUGUUGAACUUAUGUGA
Molecule: messenger RNA, 1890 nt
Organism: Rotaria socialis
Lineage: Eukaryota; Metazoa; Rotifera; Eurotatoria; Philodinida; Philodinidae
Source: the annotation of a GenBank genome assembly